Molecule: messenger RNA, 952 nt
Organism: Lolium rigidum
Lineage: Eukaryota; Viridiplantae; Streptophyta; Magnoliopsida; Poales; Poaceae
Product: protein PELPK1-like
Exons: 1
Coding region: 43-699 (218 amino acids)
Source: RefSeq, a predicted model, not a curated record
CUCCCACCGGUAGACACAACUAAGAAACACAGAGCGUUCACCAUGGCGAGCAGGAACACCAUGUCAUCCGUUGUAUUCCUCUUGGUGCUAUUGCUCUCAUGCAGUUCGAGCAGAGCAGCAAGGCGCCUAGAGGAGGCCGUGCCCAAGGAGGAGCACCGACCACAUCCCAUUGCGCCGGAGCUGCCAAAGUCUGAACUACCACACCCUAUCGUGCCCGAGGCGCCAAAGGAGCAUGAAGUGCCGCACCCUGCAGUGCCAGAGAUGCCAAAGGUGCCUGAAGUGCCACACCCCGCCGUGCCGGAGCUGCCGAAACCCGAACUGCCGCCACACGCUGCAAUGCCCGAGCUGCCGAAACCUGAGCUACCCCAUCCAGUUGUGCCCGAGGUGCCAAAGGAGCCUGAAGUCCCACACGCCAUUGUACCAGAAGUACCAAAGGAGCACGAAGCGCCCCGCCAUGAGCUUCCCAAGCCCGAAAUGCCACAUCCUACCAUCCCAGAGGCGCCAAAGGAGCCCCAUAUGCCGGAGGCCCCAAAAGAGCCCAAGCUACCGCACCCUGUUGCACCCGAGGUACCGAAGGUACCAGAAUUGCCACACCCCACCAUGCCAGAGGUGCCAAAGCAUGAACUGCCACCAUUCCCGAAAGUAGAGCUGCCACCAAAGCCUGAGUUCCAUCAUCCAGAGCCAGAGGCCAAGCCAUGAUCGGACUAGCUACAUGCCUACAUCGUCCCCUAUAUGGGCUAUAGCGCUAGUUAUCUAUAUUUGAAAAUAUGCAUAUCUGCAGCGUGUGUGAUAUGGUUAUGUAAUGUGUGUUGUACGUACUUGCGGUCUAGGUCGAUCGUAAUGAUGAGAGUGUUAUGUCUGAGUGGUGUUGCAUACUUGCAUCCUGCAGAUGCUCGAUCUGUUCUUUCUAUCUAUAUAUAUGUGUAUAAUGUCCGCAGCGGCUCGAUCGAUC